Molecule: messenger RNA, 2187 nt
Organism: Penicillium griseofulvum
Lineage: Eukaryota; Fungi; Ascomycota; Eurotiomycetes; Eurotiales; Aspergillaceae
Exons: 1
Coding region: 1-2187 (728 amino acids)
Source: RefSeq, a predicted model, not a curated record
AUGCAGAUGCGGGUCCGAAAGCGACGCGGCUUGACUGGCAAGCUUCCAGAUGGGAUUCAAUACGUCUUGGACCUUACACCUCCGACCAUGGACGAAGACGCAGUCAUCUUCCUAACCGAGCUUUCAUGCCCUAUGAGUAUUAGGACCUGGGCCUCGAAACGGCUUAUAUGGAGCCUGCCAUCGCUAUGCGUUGGGGGACAAGAUGAAUUGGAGCAUCUUGAACAACCUACGCAAUCCCCCACUGCAUCUCCGGAGCCCCGAGGCGACACGGAUGCCGGCUAUCUUGAUUUGAAGAAUGAACCGAUUAAAUCUUCAUCUGAACUACAGAGCCAAUCUUCAGCAUCGCAUCCUAAGGUAGUGAAGCAGAAGGGCGUGCCAGUGGAAUACUCCGCCUCGCGUCACUGUGAAGGCAUUGAGCACAUUCUCCACGUUCUGGAAGGAUUAAACCCCAAAAUAGACACACCUUGCAAGUUUUGGACCUUUUUUGCGCUCGCCAAAAUAUUUGACGUGGCUACGGUUCCGGCUAUCUGCGACCGUAUCAUCUCGUGGUUCUACCAGCUCAACAACAUUAGAUUCAUUGAACUUCAUCCCGAGAUAGCAUAUCGAGUAGCAUGUGCUAUAAGAUCCCCCGGCCUCUGUCGAGAUGCUUUUGUGGGAAUGGUGGGAGACGAAGCCCUGUUGUACCUGAUUCGGGCCACAUCUUUCAAACCAAUCGGAUCUAUGGAAAGCUUGGUGCAGAGCCAGAUUGCUGAUAUUCUAGACGAUGCAGAGGUGCAACGCAUCGAAUAUGCUAGCAAGAGCUUUGGUGACUACGUUGUUCGGUGUUUCUUACAAUUGGCCGGGAGUGAAAUGCCCUGGUUGGCACACAUUGCUGAGUUCAAGAAGCUUACCCGGCAUCUUCAACUUUAUCCAGCGGACCAAGGAAUGGUACAUGAACUAGUCAUGACACUAAAGGAAUUCAUCCGUGGCCGUAUAUAUGGGGCUUUGCUCAAGACAAGAGACACAAAUCGCACAUUCCAUGUGGCUCCAAGCUUGACGAAAUCAGAAAACCCAUAUCAUCGAUCGGGCAUAGACAAAGGAUUUAUCCUCCAGCGAUUAAUUGGGAAAAGCUUCUGGGGUGUGCUGGUGUGGCUGGAUCUCGAUCAAGAGGAAGCACCUCGCACGGUGUCUCAUUCUUCGAUAGCAGAGAUCGGCAAUAGCUUGCUGGGCUUUGGUGGCGAAACCGCAGCAAGGAUUUGCCAUGUGCCGUCACAGAAAGUUCGCAAGAUGAGCUGUGCCUUCAAUGAAGCAGUUAGAACCAGAGCUCAGGCUCGCCAGGAGGAAGAGGCUCUGGCUGCGCAACAUGCGGGAGGGCACGUUGUGAUGGAGAUGACCAUUAACGUCCGGCAGUCGCAAUCUGGCAACGAGGUCGAUAACACUUCCAAGAAGGGCUCUUUCCUCGAUCCAAUUCCUGCUCCCACCCCUAACCCAUAUAUUCCACCUGUAUCUCCACUACCAGCAAAGACGGAUAUUCCAGCAGAAAUGUUCCAAGAAAAGACAUUCAAGAAUGAGGUUCACUCUUUCCUGAGACAAUACGCACUAGAGAUGCUGCAGCAACCUGGUCUAACCAGCAUGCGACACGAUCUCACAGAUACCUUGACCUGCCUCACAUACAAUGAAUUCCAAUACCUACCUCUAUGGGCGGGCGGCAAUGACGAUGGAACGGGCGGUGUUUUCACUGACUUAAUCAUUCCUGCCAUGGACACCGGUGGAUUCUCGGGUCCUGGACCCACCGUACACACUGGCAGUGUCACCUCAAGCAAUGAUUCUUUCAGCGAGAUCAAGCCAAGUGACACCCAGAGCACCAUUUAUGGUGCAUCUCGCGAUGCCACUUACAGUCACGCUUCGGAUAUGAAGUCCGUGGAUUCCACCGACUAUUCCCAAUUUGGACUCAAACAUGAGAAUAAUGAGAGCCACGAUGAAGCGCAAUGGGACAUUGACACGGAGCUAACCGAUGAUGAGACAUCACUGGAUUUUGGUCUGACUACCGAGGAUUACGAAACACAGAGCAAUGGCACCAUUACUAUAGAUACGGGAUCGCCUGAUCCUUCUUUUGGCGAUAUAUCCGAUGAUGUGAAAGAGGACACGGUGAAGGAAGAAGGUAAUGAUACUGAGUUCGAAUUAGUUGAUGUCCACAACUGUUUUUAA